This is a messenger RNA of Paramecium sonneborni, 1555 nucleotides long. The record is from the annotation of a GenBank genome assembly. Lineage: Eukaryota; Ciliophora; Oligohymenophorea; Peniculida; Parameciidae.
AUGUUUGUUUUAUUUUUCAUUUAUUAAUGCUGUGCACAAUUUUAAAUAUUAACUAUAAUUGAAGGGAAAAAUAUUUCAAUAUAUGAAAAUUAGGUGUAAAAUCAUAAAUUUAGUGUGUAAGAAUAGUAUCAAUGUCAUCCAUAGGACCUGUUUGAAGAGGAAUUUGAAUAGAAUAGCAGAAUAUUUUAUUUUAAAAAUUAGCAUUAAAAUGCCUUAAAUUUAAGCAUAAUACCAAUAUCACUUAAACCUCAAGAUAUGAUGCUAAUGAAUGAAAUAAAUUAAGUAGAAUAAUAAGAAAUAACAAUAGAGGGAGAUUCAAUACAAGAAUACAAAAUAAUAUAUGAAUGUUAUUAGGGUUGGUCAUAUGUGGAAUUACAUGUUCGAUAUGAAAAGACUAUAUUAAAUUUUAGAUAUAUAAAGAUUUGUGAAGAAAGCCUUUAUUAUCAUGAUUAUCCUUAUUUAAUAUUGACAGCUAUAUCUUUAACAUUAAUAUAUAUUGGAUCAAUUUAUGGAUAGAAGAGAUUCAAAUUAAAGCAAGCAUAAGCAGAACAAUAAAUUGAUGAAUUAGAAUCAAGUGAUUCAUUUUAUAAAGCAAGACAAAUUUACUCUCCAUAAUAUUCUCAACCUACAUAGAUAAUGAAAAUAGGAGAUUUACAAAUAACAUCUGAUACAGGUUAGAUAAUUUCAAAAAAAGGUAAGGAAACUAAUUUAAAGUUAAGAUUAUUUUUAUAUAUGUUUUUUGUUUUUGGAUUAUUAAUAGUGUUAAAUAUAUUGGAAUAUAUAACCUUAUUAGAGAUCCCAAUUUAUGGGAUAUAUUUUGUUUGUGUUCAAAUAACAAUGACAGAUCUCUUGAUAUAUAUUAUAUCAUCAUCUAUUUCACCCAAUAUAAAAUUACCUUUAUAUGGGAAAAUAAAAUUGAUAAACUUAUUUACUUAUUUGUUACAAUUUGUAUUUACUUUUUAUUUAAUUAUGACAGAUAAUUGGGUAUUGAGGAGUUUUAGUUCUGUUUGUUUGCUAUUUUAAUUAAUAAGAGUAUUUCAAUAUGUUAUAAAUUUAGUUUAUGAAGUUUUAUAAUCUUUAAUAAUUAAUAUCAGUUUAUUGUUUUAUUUUUGGAAUGUCAUAUUUUACAUAGAAAUAAUUUUAAAUAGAUUAUCCAAAAUUAUAUUUUCCGAACACAUUUUUGUUAGAGAAUCCAAAAUUAACAUGUUCAAGUAUAGGAUUAUUAUAAUUAAUGUUGCCAUGUUAAUUAUUAACAUAUAUAAGAUACUUUAUAAAAUAAAGUAGAUCACAUUAAAAAUUAUUUAAUUUGUGUUAUUUAAGUUAUGUAAUAGGAGUAGGUGUUAAUUUAUUAUCAGACAAUAAUGAGAUUGUAUAAACAUUAAUUGAAAAUUUGUUGCCAUCAAUAAUGAUCUUUUUGGGAAUAAAUGUGUAUGGAAUUGCGAAAAGAUAAAUGAAAUAAUUAUAUUUUGGAAUAGAGUCUGGAAUACAUAACAGAGCAAUUUAAUAAGAAUAUAGUUAUGAAUUAACAAUUGAUAAAUAUAAUAAAAAUUAGUGA